Spodoptera littoralis (African cotton leafworm) is the source of this 4762-nucleotide messenger RNA. Lineage: Eukaryota; Metazoa; Arthropoda; Insecta; Lepidoptera; Noctuidae. The record is from the annotation of a GenBank genome assembly.
AUGUAUAAAGCUGUAGACUGGUGGUCUGUAGGAGUUCUGACCUAUGAACUCCUGACGGGAGCCUCUCCCUUUACGGUGGAAGGUGAGAAGAACACCCAGCAGGAGAUCACCAAGCGGAUCGUCCGGUGCAGCUACCCCGUCCCUCCUGAUGUCAGCCCCGAAGUCCAGGACUUUAUUAGGAAUCCACUCUAUAACCAAUAUUCUCCCCCUCAGAACCUGGAUUGGGAGGCAGUAGCUCGUCGUGAGAUCCCGGCCCCGUUCGUCCCAGUCCUCACACACGCGGCGGACACCUGCAAUUUCGCUGACGAGUUCACUAGAAUGCCGCCCACUGACUCACCAGCUCAGGCGCCUAAACAUCACGACAAAUUGUUCCUUGGCUACUCGUACGUGGCUCCCAGCAUAUUGUUCUCUGAGAAUGUCAUAUCAGACCAGAUAUGGAUGCAGGCCACUGGACAGAAGCAUGAUAAACUCAAGGGAUGGGUUGCCAAGGACUCACCAUUUUUCCAAAAGUACUCAGUGGAGCUGAGCACUCCCCUGCUAGGCGAUGGUUCCUACUCCGUCUGCAGGAAGUGUAUCCACCGGCAGACUGGAAAGGAAUAUGCUGUCAAGGCCUUCACAUACAUAGUAACAGAGCUAGCUAGCGGCGGCGAGCUAGCGUCUCAGUUGUCAGGCGGCGCGCUCGCUGAACGUACAGCUCGCCGACUGCUCGCCCAGCUCGCGCUCGCGCUCAGACAUAUGCAUGCACGGAAAGUCGUGCACAGGGACCUUAAGCCAGAGAACAUCUUGCUAUCAACGCGGUGUUUAGAAGAAGCAAAAGUGAAGGUGGUGGACUUUGGGUUCGCGCGGCGGACGCCCGAGUGUCCCGAGGACAGGCCCAGGAUGAUGACUCCUUGCUUCAGCCUCCCGUACGCGGCCCCCGAAGUAGUGUCCCGCGCUCGCAGUGCAGCGGCGCCCGGGUAUGGCCCGCAGUGCGACCUGUGGAGUCUCGGGGUCGUCUAUUACUACAUGUUGAGUGGUAAAGCGCCCUUCCAGCCUGUCUCGAAGAAGGAGCCUAUCACGGCGUUCAUGGAUCGGAUUCGAACCGGCAACUUUACUAUGGACGGUCCAAUCUGGGAGAGUAUAUCAACAGAGAGUAAGCGCAUCGUGAUGGGUCUACUGGCCGUGGACCCGCUGCGACGCUUCGGGACUGACGAGCUACUCGCCGCGCUGGGCGUCGCUAUACCAGAACCCAGUAGCUUUAAACUUGCGGAUAUGACCAAAGCAGACCUCUACAAGCGGAGGUACAAGACCAAACAUCGCGAGUCCAGCGCUUCCGAGGCGGGCACUUCACAGUCAGACACUACCGAGCCAGAGGAGAAGGAGACCUCGCUCAUUGACACCAUCAAUAACCUGAAGAACAGGAUGAACCACAACUCUCUAGAAAAUGACGUCGAGCUCAUCAAGGCUAACACCAUAGAAACCCCCGUCGCAGAGUCUCCCGAACCUUCAUACGACAUCGACGACGACGUCCCCGCAGUCAAACCAGUAGAAAAAACCUACUCCAAGUCCCGCUCCAAACUAGACGACUACAUCUACAUCGAGAGCAGUCAAGGUCUAGACGGCACCGAGGUCGCAUUCCCCAAAACUAGUCGCGUUAAGAAAUCUAAAUCUCCAGUACCAAGGAAACGCAGAAAAGUUGAACCCAAACCUAAGAAAGAAAUAAACGGGGAAAGGGAAUUACGUAGUAAAGUUGAAAACGGCACGCGAGGGCGAGCCACCAAGCAGGUAGAGAAACGUGUACUGAGGAGUAAGAGCGGUACAGAGAAGAACAGAGCCACUAAAGAGUCUAUAGAGAAUGAGAAAACCGUAGUGACUAGAGUCACGAGGAAGAGGAAGUAUGAGGAGUUGACUAAGCCCGUGUUGAGGGAGAAGGGGCAGAACGGGCGAGCUUCUAGCAAGCCGAGCACUGAGCCCGUCGUGGAGGACAGGAAGGUGCUGCGCGCUCGCAAGGCCAAGCCGGCGCCCGCGGCCGCCGACGUGGAGGCCGAGGCCGAGGCCGGCUCGGUGCGCAUGACGCGGUCGCGGCGGCGGCGCCUGGAGGUGUCGCUGUCGCCGUCCGAGGUGCCGGCGCUGGCGGCGUCCUUCGACUCGGCGCGCGUCACGUCGGUGGAGAGCUCCAAGUCCCACACCAAAGCCAAACGCGCUCCCCCCGCCAAAGCUAAAGCUAAACCUAAACCCAGCAAAACCAAGCGCGGCCGAGGACGGCCCGGCCGCAGGUGAAGUCGUUCCUCCCUCUCCCCCAUAUAUCGUAUAGACAAUUCAUAGACUGUUGCGCCUCGAGGCAACUACCCUAGUUAUAUAAACCCCAUGCGGCGUCAGCUAACCUCAAAUUCCAAAUGAGACAGAAUAGUGAUGCAAUAAAAUUACGGACGCUUUGCUCACGCGUAGACGUUACACGGCAGAGGAAAGAAUUAUUUAUUCGACGAGAACGAAAUGAGUAAGUUAUAUUUCUUUUUAAAAAUGUAGAAAACCUCUGUAAACUAGUUCUUUCAAUAAUAAUGUUAGACCUGUUUUUAUUUUUUAUUAUCCUUUUAUUUAAACCGUUACUAUUAAUUUUUAAGAUACUUUUUUCCCUUAUUAUUACCAUUAGAAUUAAUUCUUUGAAGUUGGUCAUUAUGUAUUUUUGAUUAGAAUAAUGAAAAAAUAAAGAAAAUAAUUAAUUAAAAAACAUAGGUAAAUUGGUGUGAUUGAGCACUGUUCUGUAGUUGAAUAAAAUUAUUUUGUGAGUUAUUAUAAUUUAUUAUUUAUAGUGCUACAAUACCUUGCUUCAUUGUUGUGAUUUGUCUUCGUGGGCGACGGCUCGAGCUCGCUCGCGCGGCCACGUCUGUAGAGUCACUAAAUUCCCACAAGUUUGAAUAUAAACAUUUCUAAAUCGUUCACAGAUCUCUUUCAGUAAACUUAUAUAAAUGACUUACUUUGUUUGUGUGUGUAUAUUUGUUUGAAUAGGAUAAUAGGUUAAAUUUGUAAAUGUUCCCUUCGAUAUAAUAGGCGUUUGUAUUACAAUAUGUACUUCAUUCUUCCACUUUGCAAAAAUGUAAAAAAAAACGAAUAUAUAUUUAUUUAUGGUGAAAGUGCCAAAGCAUGCUUGAUGAUCCCGCUUAUAUAUUACGCGUUCGAAAUUAUUUGUAAUUGUUUAUAAAAAUCACGAUUUAAUACUUCCUAAAUUGUGUAGGGGUUGUUUAUAAAAACUUAGAAAACUAAAAAAAAUUAUCUUGUCUUUCAACGUGAUAUUUAUAUCUUUUUUAACCUUUCAAUGUUUUCGUUUCGGCGCAUUAUCCGAACGAAAUUAUUUAUUUCUUCGGUAUUAACUUAAUCAAUGCUGGGACUCGAAUCUUAAAUCUCUCAAAUGUAUUAAUUUAUUACAAAAAAGACAUCUCAAAAUUUAAACAACCCGUAAACAAUUCGUAAUGUAAUUCUUUUCUCGUUUUAAGCGCUUUUACCAAAUAAAAACGUAUAUUGUUUUUGUCCCCUUCCCUGUAAAUACUAUGAUAGCAUUUAGUACAAAUUCGGUGGAAGAGUUUAAAAAAAUAAUUAUUUAUAAUUAAAUUUGAAGGAAGGGAAAAGUCUCAUUGUCAAAUUUACACGUUACUCUCUUGUCUCGUGAUACGAAAAGGCACUGAAGUUGAUAAAUAUAAAUAUUAGCUGGUUAAGCUUGACUGUAUGUUUUAACUUUCAAAAUUUUAGUUAAACAAAUUGUAAAUGAAUUGUUGCAUGCUGUUACACUUUAAUGAAAGUUGUUGAAAUUUAAGUGCGCCAAAUUCAGUUUCAUGACUGAUUAUAGAAAGAAUAUGCAAUGUUAUAAUCUAUGUAAUACGUUCUCGGCUGUUUGUCAAAAUUCUAUGGACUCCAAAAAGAAACGAGAUUGAGCAUACUGCUCUCUUUUUCACCAAAUAACUUCGGUUAAACUCGCUUGUGACGGAGAUACCCGAAGGUCUAGCGAAAAUUGCCGUUAAGUUUGAAAAUUAUUUGCAUGUAAAAUUGACGAAAUAGAUAUUUUAAAGUAGUAUAUAUCAGCAGAUUUUGUUAUAUAUAUUAGCUCAAAUAUAUAUUACGAAUACCCAACUAGAUUUUAUAGCUUAUACAAAUGUUUUAUGUGAGUAAAGUACUUUCAUAGUUGUAUAUGAAUAUUGUUUAAUGGGUUGCUACGUCCAUCGUAAGAUAUGUUCAGUCCAAUACCUUCUAGUAUUAGUAUUAUUUGUAUCGUACAACAUGCAUGAAAGUGUUUUACUCAACACAUAUAUUGUUGCUAUUUACAAUCAAUUAUGAGCAAUCCAAUGUAUUAGAGUACGCGAUGGUAGGACCACAAUAACAAAGACCUUAUUUGAUGCAGUCGUUACAUUUAAAAGUUAAUUUGAACAAAGAUUAUAGAACCGUAGUGCCGACGCGUAUUGCGAUGAUUACUUUUGUUUUAGGAAAUUAAAAAUUUCCCCGAAUGCUUAACUCGAGUAGCCUUUACGUCACAUACGACGUAAAGAUUGUAAAAGAAAAGUGCACUUAAAAAUAUAAAAGGAUGUACCAAAAGAUAUAUAAUUUUAUAAUAAAGUGUUAGGUGUUAAAAGAUGUCGGCGUAAAACAAAUUUUGUAAGAUGUUACAUGGUAGCCGGCUAAAGGAAUGGAUUGUAAGAAAUAUACCAUUUUAACAUUAUUUGCUUUGUUUUAUUGUUUUAUCUUACUCUACAUACCUUACAACUUACACUAUAAUUAUUAAUUUAUGGAUAACUUU